UCCGUAGGUUUGAAGACAUACCUGAUAGCGGGUCAGAGAGCGAAGGAGUCUCACUGCAGCUGUUCAGAGGCCUUGCUUUCUGGCUUUGAGGUCAUUGAUGGCUCACAGGUGUCCUCAGGCCCUAGGGGACAGGGGACAGCAUCACCAGGGAGUGUCAGUGACUUGGCGCAGACUGUCAAAACCUUUGAUAACCUUAAGACCUGCCCUUCAUGCAGAAUCACAUUUGCUCCCAAAUCGGAAGCUGGUACAGAAGGAGGAGCAGUGCAAAACAGCUGUCAGGAGGAGCAUAAAAAUAACACCAAGGCUUCUGGCGGACAUAAUUCUAAGACCCAAAAUGGACUUCUGAGCCCUCCCCAAGAAGAGAAGCUCACCAACAGCCAGACUUCUUUGUGUGAGAUCUUACAGGAAAAGGGAAGAUGGGCAGGUGUCAGCUUGGACCAGUCUGCUCUCCUUUCACUGAGAUUCAAGAAUAUCUGGGAGAAAACUGAUGCCCACUUUGUUGAUGUUAUCAAAGAAGACAGCCUGAUGAAAGAUUAUUUUUUUAAGCCACCCAUUAAUCAGUUCAGCUUGAACUUUUUGGAUCAGGAGCUAGAGCAAGCCUACAGGACUAGCUAUCAAGAAGAGGUUAUGAAGAAUUCUCCUGUGAAGACUUUUGCCAGUGCCACCUUCAGCUCCCUCCUGGACGUGUUUCUGUCAACAACAGUGUUUCUGAUUCUUUCCAUCACCUGCUUCCUAAAGUACGGGGCUGCCACCACACCUCCCUCGCCAGCCACCCUAGUGGUCUUCGGGGCGGCCUUGCUACUGGAGGUGCUGUCCCUCGUGGUCUCCGUCAGGAUGGUGUUUUUCCUGGAGGAUGUGAUGACUUGUACCAAGCGCCUGCUGGAGUGGAUAGCUGGUUGGCUCCCACGCCAUUUCAUUGGGGCCAUCCUGGUGUCACUUCCCGCUCUUGCAGUCUAUUCACACAUCACUUCCGAAUUUGAGACAAAUAUACACUUCACUGUGUUCAUGGGCUCGGCCAUCCUCGUCGCCAUCGUGCACUACUGUAACUUCUGCCAGCUCAGCUCCUGGAUGCGGUCCUCCUUAGCCACUGUCGUCGGGGCUGGGCCCCUGCUUCUGCUCUACAUCUCCCUGUGCCGAGACAGUCCCAUAGUAAUCUCACACCUUAGUGCAGUACAGAAUUUCAGUUCGGAGAGGAAUCCAUGCAAUAGUUCAUUGCUGCAUGACAGCAGGAGACCAGCCAGCCUGAUUGGCCAGGAAGUGAUUCUCGUCUUCUUUCUCCUGCUCUUGUUGGUCUGGUUCCUGAAUCGAGAAUUUGAGGUCAGCUACCGCCUUCACUACCAUGGGGACGUGGAGGCAGACCUUCACCGCACCAAGAUCCAGAGCAUGAGGGACCAAGCCGACUGGCUGCUAAGGAACAUCAUCCCCUACCAUGUGGCAGAGCAGCUGAAGGUUUCCCAGACCUACUCCAAGAACCACCACAAUGGAGGAGUCAUCUUUGCCAGCAUUGUCAACUUUAGUGAGUUCUAUGAGGAGAACUAUGAGGGAGGCAAGGAGUGCUACCGGGUCCUCAAUGAGCUGAUCGGGGACUUCGACGAGCUCCUGAGCAAGCCAGACUACAGCAGCGUUGAGAAGAUUAAGACCAUUGGGGCCACAUAUAUGGCUGCAUCAGGACUGAAUGCCACACAGUGCCAAGAUGGCAGCCACCCACAGGAGCACCUGCAGAUCCUGUUUGAGUUUGCCAAGGAGAUGAUGCGUGUGGUGGAUGACUUCAACAACAACAUGCUGUGGUUCAAUUUCAAGCUCAGAGUUGGCUUUAACAAUGGACCCCUGACAGCAGGGGUCAUUGGCACUACCAAGCUGCUAUACGACAUCUGGGGGGACACUGUCAACAUUGCCAGCAGGAUGGACACCACGGGAGUGGAGUGCCACAUCCAGGUGAGUGAAGAAAGCUACCGUGUCCUAAGCAAGAUGGGCUACGACUUUGACUACAGGGGCACGGUGAAUGUUAAGGGCAAAGGUCAGAUGAAGACCUACCUUUACCCAAACUGCACGGACAAUGGGGUUGUGCCACAGCACCAGCUCUCCAUCUCCCCAGACAUCCGAGUCCAGGUGGAUGGCAGCAUCGGACGGUCUCCCACAGACGAGAUUGCCAACCUGGUGCCUUCUGUACAGAACUUGGACAAGACAUCUCUGGGUUCUGAGAACAACACACAGGCCAAGGACACCCGCCUGUCUUCUAAGAGACCCUGGAAAGAGCCUGUCAAAGGUGAAGAAAGGUGUCGAUUCGGCAAAGCCAUAGAAAAAAGUGACUGUGAAGACAUGGGGAUGGAAGAAGCCAAUGGACUCACUAAGCUCAAUGUCUCAAAGAGUGUGUGAUGCAGCACCUGGAUGCUGCCCGUGGUGCUCUGUUCAUCAAAACACAAUAAUAUUUGUAUUUGGCUGUUGUGUGUUCCAAGCGCCACAGUUUCCAUCCCCAGAUGUGGUGCCAUGUGGUCAUUGCAGCCCUAACUUCUGUGUAGAUCACAGUUAUUCAGGGUUCAUUUCCAUCCAUUUCUUUCCUUUUUCUCUCCCUGGAGUCCUCUUCCCUUGGUGUAACUGUUCAGCAGCAUGAGGAACAAGUACCUUCAGGGGCUGGCUGUGGCUUCAGAGAUUAGGGAAAGAAGCCACAGGUGGAGAUCAUGGCAUUGGGUAUUGUUGGACUUUUAAGACAAAAGCUGUGGUUAAGAUGUCACUUUUAUUGCUUUUUCUCAUGAGAUACUUUUUUUUUGCUAAUACAAUGUUUUCAAAGUUAUUUUUUCUAUAUACAUAGUAAUGUUUUCCAGUGACCUGAUCUUCCUAUGUAAACACUUACAUGCGCACACACUUGCAUUUAUGAAUCUGAGAUUAAGUGCCAGUAACUCACUGAGAGGGGAUGUCAGGGGGGUUGGGGCGUGGGCUGAGAACAGCAGUCAGCCAGGACAGCCUGGCGUCCCUCCCUCCCUGCACCUUUCAGAUCACCCGAGCCCUUGUGGGCUGUGGGUGUCCCACUCCCCAAUCCUCCACAUGCAGGCCGGGAUUCCAAAUGCUAACCAAUAACAAAGCCUCAGGUAUUUAAAAGCUAUUUUUAUUCUGCCCUCGUGCCAAGGGGUCUUCCAUCUGGGAGUGAAGGGGGUUGUCUUUGAGGCUGACU
Molecule: messenger RNA, 3169 nt
Organism: Phyllostomus discolor (pale spear-nosed bat)
Lineage: Eukaryota; Metazoa; Chordata; Mammalia; Chiroptera; Phyllostomidae
Product: adenylate cyclase type 9-like
Exons: 9
Biological process (GO): intracellular signal transduction; cyclic nucleotide biosynthetic process; adenylate cyclase-activating G protein-coupled receptor signaling pathway
Molecular function (GO): adenylate cyclase activity
Source: RefSeq, a predicted model, not a curated record